AUGGGUGCUUCAGGAAAAUGGGUUAAAGCUUUGAUAGGACUCAAAAAAUCUGAUAAAGACGAUCAUGAGAAAGUGGGAGGAAAGAACAAGAAAUGGAGGCUAUGGAGGAGUUCACCAGGUGAUAAUGGUGUGUCCUCGUGGAAAGGAUUCGGAAGACAUGGUGGAUCAGACGGCUCUUCUGAUUCUUCAUCAGUGAACAAUGAUGCCUUCAAUGCUGCUGUGGCGACAGUUGUAAGGGCUCCACCCAAAGAUUUCAGGAUUGUGAGGCAAGAAUGGGCUGCCAUUAGGAUCCAAACUGCAUUUCGUGGAUUCUUGGCAAGAAGAGCUUUAAGGGCCUUGAAAGGAUUGGUGAGACUUCAAGCUAUAGUUCGUGGCCGACAGGUUCGGAAGCAGGCUGCCGUUACUCUUAGGUGCAUGCAAGCUUUGGUUCGGGUACAGGCUCGGGUGAGAGCUCGUCGUGUACGUAUGUCCAUAGAGGGACAGGCUGUGCAACAGAUGCUUGAUGAACGCCACAGCAAGGCUGAUCGCUUGAAACAAGCUGAGGAAGGGUGGUGUGACAGUAGAGGAACAUUGGAAGAGGUUAAGACAAAGAUACAGAUGCGGCAAGCAGGAGCUGCUAAGAGAGAGAGAGCAUUUGCUUAUUCUCUUGCUCAAAAGUGGAAGUCGAGUCAAACUAUUCAUUCCCACACAAAUGCUUCUAAUCCCUCUCUUAAAAGUUACGAGUUUAACAAGACCAGCUGGGGAUGGAGUUGGCUAGAACGUUGGAUGGCUGCAAAGCCUUGGGAAAACAGAUUGAUGGAGCAAUCACAGACUGACCCUUUGGAAACAACCCCUCUAUCUAAGACCUGCACAGAUUCCACCAAGUGCAAUCUCUUGAGGUUGACUGAACCUAGUUCGGUGAAAGUCAGAAAGAACAAUGUCACAACGCGAAUAUCAGCGAAGCCUCCCCGAGUUGGGCAAACUACUCACUCAUCUUCAAGUCCGAGUUCCGAUUUCAGAUAUGAUGAAAGCUCGGCUUCAUCUUCAAUUUUCACAUCUACAACUCCAGUUUCUGGAAACACCAUGUUUGCACCAGAUAGAGCAGAAGAGAUCAAUAAUAGGCCAAGUUAUAUGAACAUGACAGAAGCUACCAAGGCCAAGCAGAGAAAUCAUAGAAUUCAAAGACAGUCCAUGGACGAGUUUCAGUUUCUUAAGCAUUCGGCAGUUGUUACAAAUGGGGAUUCAAAAAGCAACGCAGGUUCUGAUAAGUUCUCAAGGAAGUUGAGGGACGGAGAGAAUUGCUCAUUUCAGUAA
This is a messenger RNA of Fraxinus pennsylvanica, 1293 nucleotides long. Lineage: Eukaryota; Viridiplantae; Streptophyta; Magnoliopsida; Lamiales; Oleaceae. The record is from the annotation of a GenBank genome assembly.